CUAUCCACCUGGAGUUUUGGGCUUUUGCCGCCAACUGCGCAGCCAUCCACCUUCCUGAGUCUCGUGGCGUGUUUCCGAGCAGCCCUGCACCAGCGCUGCAGCACGGCAAGGCGCGCCGGCUGAGCAGAGGCAGGAACACAGGACCACAGCCCCACAGCAGCUCCACAGCCCUGGUGCCGAGACCAGCAGCUGCAGUAGAGACAGAGGAGGUGGCGCAACUCUGCGCCCAUUUAUGGCAAAGGCAAAGAAGCCAACGAAGCGCAGCGCGGAGUUCGCGAAGCAGGUCAAGGCCGGGACCGCCAAGAAGCGCAAGGCGAAGCCCGCCAAGCAGCGCAAAAAAGCCGAACGCGUCUACAGUUACAAGCCGAGACCGCAAAAGGAAGAAAAAAUGCCGUCCGCGAGAGGAGGCGACCGCCGCCCGAAGCGGCCGCCGCCGACGGGCCCCGAGAUGGACGCCGUCGCGCGCGAGGUCCUGGCCGCCUCCGGCCCGGCGCGCCUCGAGGCCGUGCGGCGGGGCGAGCGCCGCCUCGCGGCCGUCGAGUCGAGUCGAGCCGGCGUGCCGGCGGCCGCGCAUUUGGCGCGGGCCGUGCGCGACGCGCGGUUGAGCGGGUGCAGCGGUUCAAAUGGAGAGAAGGGGCUGGAGGACGCCGCGCGGCAGGCCUGGCGCGCGCAGCGCAUUUUAUUACAGCCCGCGCUCCACGUCGCGCGGCAAGCGAAUUCCGAGGGCAAGGCGGCGCUGCGCGGCGUUGUCGAUGAAGGUGUGAAAGCUUUUGCGCCGAUCCUGGGCGACGCGUUGCAAGGCAACCGCGUCGGCCAGGCGCACGAGCUGUUGAUGGCUUUAGGUGAUCUCGAAAGGUAUAGAGAAACGCUCGUGGAUAAUGGGGGUCACAGCGCGCGCGUCUGUUAUUUGAGGGCGUUACGUUUGAAACCAGCGAAGGGCCGCGCCGCGGGCAACGUCGGCGCGCUCUGCGACGCUUCUGAUAAACCGGAGGAGGCGGCGCACUGGUACCUGCGGGCGGGCUGCGCGCGCGAGCCCUAUGGCGACGCGCCCAAAGCAUUAAGACGGGCCGCGGCGGAGGCCCAGCGGCGCCUUACAUUUAUCAAGGAGCCGCGGAUACAGGACGCCGAGGCCUACCUCGCGGCCGCGGCGUGCGCCGUCUGCCACGGGCCCCGGGAGCGCGCCGCCGCGGACGCGUUGAUGGAGCUGGAGCGGGCCGGCGGGCAAGCGAGAGCGGUCUUGAGACGGACGGUAUCAAAAGCGCAGGCCGACGAUUUGGCACGGGUCGUCGCGACGGCUUGUGUGUUAGCGCGGCGCGCGGCCGUGACCUGCGACGCGCCGACGGUGGCCGCCGCCCAUUUAGUGUGCGACCAGAUCUGCGAGGCGGCUUUGGAUGGGGCCCUGGCGAACGAUUCCACGAAACGCCGCGCGGCGCCGGCCGCGCUCGUUGGUCUAAGAUGGCUCGCGGCGACGACUUAUAGAGCACCAAAAGGCAAGGCCGCGGCUCGCCUAGCGGAGUUCGCGCGGGCUUGUCCAUCGAACGCGUCUUCGGCCGCAUGCUCAUUAGAUGACGACCUGCGCACGGCCGGCAUCUUCGACGACGCGCCGUGCCUGCGCACGACCGACGUCACGGCCGUCGAGAAGAAUGUCGAUAGAUGCCACGCGGAGCGGUGCCGGCGCCUCGUCGCGCUCGCGGCGGAGAUGGACGUAAAGGCUCCGGGGGCGCCCGCGCCGUUCAAGACGUCCGACAUGGCCGGCGUCCUCGACGCCCUGGGCGUCGCGCCGCCGCCGGCGCCGGCGCCGGCGCCGCGCACCGCCCCCUCGGCCUACGAGCCGGCGCCGCGCGACCGCGCAGAAUCCGACUUACUACAGGCCGCCGCGAGCGCGCACCUGGCGGCGGCCGUGCCCGCGCCGCCGGCGGCGUUCCAGUCAUCGGCGGAGGCGCGGCGGCCCUGGACGCGGCCGCGGUCGCCCGCGGCGCAGCCGGAAGGGCGCCGGUCGCCGGCGCUGCCGGAGCCGGGCCUCGCGCCGGACGCGCGGCGGCCCUGGUCGCGGCCCGCGCAGCGGCCCGCGCCGCCCGCGCCCGCGCCGCCCGCGGCCCCGCCGCCGCCGCCGCCCGCGCCGUCGGUCCAGCCCGUGCUCCCGAUGCCGGGCGCGCCGCCCUUCCUGUUCGUGGUCGACGCGUCGAACGUGGCCUUGAGGCACGGCCGCAACGAGGCGUUCAGCUGUCGCGGCGUCGAGAUCUGCCUCGACUACCUGGGGAGGCGGUUCCCGGGCGCGCGCGUCGCGCUCUUUUUGCCCGACUACUUGUUGGACGCGAGGAAGGUCGCCGCGAAGAAGAAGCUAGGUGGCAGGCCCGCGGAGACGCCGGACGACGUCGUCUACCUGCAGGGCCUCCAGAGGCGCGGCGUCCUCUUCGGCACGCCGUCGCAGGAUUAUGAUGAUGCCUACCAGAUCGAGUACGCGCGGAACCACGACGGCGUCAUCAUCUCGAACGACCUGUUCCGCGACGCGGUCGACAAGCAGCCCUUCAUGCAGCGGGCGGCCUUCCGGAGGUGGCUCCAGGAGCACGUGCUCUCGUUCACGUUCAUCGGCGACGAGUUCUGCCCGAACCCCGAGUUCCAGCUGCCAUUUUUAGCAAGGGGGCCGGUGUCAAUACUACAAUAG
This is a messenger RNA of Pelagomonas calceolata, 2665 nucleotides long. NCBI's taxonomy places the organism in Eukaryota, Pelagophyceae, Pelagomonadales, Pelagomonadaceae. The record is from the annotation of a GenBank genome assembly.